Molecule: messenger RNA, 1977 nt
Organism: Micropterus salmoides (largemouth bass)
Lineage: Eukaryota; Metazoa; Chordata; Actinopteri; Centrarchiformes; Centrarchidae
Product: nodal homolog 2-A-like
Exons: 3
Coding region: 164-1396 (410 amino acids)
Biological process (GO): SMAD protein signal transduction; BMP signaling pathway
Cellular component (GO): extracellular region
Molecular function (GO): type I activin receptor binding; growth factor activity; cytokine activity
Source: RefSeq, a predicted model, not a curated record
UUGAGUGCUCCCGUGGAUCACACACGCCCUUCAACCAUCUGCGGCUUGACAGAUCUCUUCAAAGGACGCCAGGAGAGAGGUGUGUCAUAAAUCCCAGUCUCAGCAUCUUACCUGGAGCAUUCGGAAUCUACCUCUGGAAGAGACAACACCACACCUGGCAAUUAUGAAGCAACUAGCAGUGGAUUUCUCUUUUGCGCUUCUUCUUCUGGUGGAUUUGGCUCUGGCUCUCGCAGCGCAGCCCUUCCCUGGGAUGCACCCAGACGCACUGCUCCGUGGGAUGAGCAGCAGCCCCAGACGCACCGUGCAUCGGCAUCGGGCCACCGGGUUGCCCCUCUACAUGAUGCAGCUCUACCGGACCAUGCUGACCGAUGAGCGGGCCAUGACCCCACCUGCCAACGUGAGCCACCACGCCGAGAUGGACGACAACCCUGCUCUACACGAAUCCGACUCUGUGAUCAGCCUUGUCGCUAAGAGCUGCCAGCAGAUUGGCAAGAGGUGGUCCAUCACCUUUGACUUGUCCUCCAUGUCUGCAAGCGACAACGUCCAACUGGCUGAACUCCGCAUCCGCCUACCUUCCUUCACAGAGUCUUCCCGAGCCUUAGUGGACAUCUACCACUCCCACAGGGGUCGUUGCUCCGGCAUGCACUGCCCAGAGAACAGACACUUCCUGGGCCGCCUGAGAGCUCAUCCCAGUGCGAUGGUCUCAACUUCCUCCUGGAAGGUGUUCAACAUGACGGAGAUGCUCAGUCGCUGGCUGCAGCAGGAACACUCCACACAGAGGGCAGAGGAGCAGGAGGUGAAGGAGGAGGAAGAGCAGGAGCAGGAGGGAGUCCAACACCCGAUAGCUGACCGAGUCAUGAUGGUGGUCUUCUCGAGGCAGUCCCUGGACAGCCAGCGAUCGCCAACACUCAUUCGCACAGCAGAGCACUCAAAGUACGUCAGCCUGGACAGGGAGCGGGCGACGGCUGGCUCCGGUUCCGAGACGAGGAGCCGCAGGGCCAAGAGGCACCACCAGACCCAGCAGCAGAGAGAGAAAGUGGCUGGAGCUGCUCCUGCCAGCACGGCCACACAGGAGGAGAAGGGUCCUCUCUGCAAGAAGGUGGAUAUGUGGGUGGACUUUGAGAAGCUUGGCUGGAGCGAGUGGAUUGUCUAUCCCAAACGGUACAACGCCUAUCGCUGUGAAGGGAGCUGUCCUACACCAGUAGAUGAGACCUUUACCCCAACCAACCAUGCAUACAUGCAGAGCCUGCUGAAACUUCACCACCCAGACAAGGUGCCCUGUGUGUCCUGUGUGCCAACACGCCUGGCACCGCUCUCCAUGUUGUACUAUGAGAACGGGAAGAUGCUCAUGAGGCAUCAUGAGGACAUGGUGGUGGAGGAGUGCGGGUGCCACUGAGAAUAAGACCUGAAUACCUUUAGAUAGACUGGAGCCACUGAGCCGUAGGCCCAGAAGGGUCUACAGCCACAGAACUGGGCUGCUCAGAGGCACAAUGUGGAUAGAUGUCCACAGGCACUUUUCAGAUGGGACGAAGUCUGCUGCGAUGCGGGAAUGAAAGAAGGGAACUACUGUGUAUCUGGACACAGCUCUCUAAAUAGAGAAUUAUCUAGAAAUACAUUGGUGGUACUAUUUGUAGGAGAUUAGGUGACCUAAAUUGUGCCUUAGAUUGCAAGUGGGUGAUGUAUAAUUCAGGUUUAUAUGGAUUGAUUUAGGUAAGGGACUGAUCCAGUCCAGAGACCAGACAAAAGCACAAUAUGGUCACAGACUGAAGCACUAUGCAAGACUCACAAAAACAGUUGUGCACAAGGCUUCUACAAACUGUUUAAUGCUUGAAUAUGGAAUUUUUUAAAUGCCAUUUAAAUGAUGAACGUAAAAUGUCAGAAUGGUGUAAGCUCUUUAACUUUACUGAGAUGUAUGGGACACAUUGUCCCAUUUGUGUGUUUGCUAUGCGAUCCAAUAAAUUAUUUCUCUAUCUUCAA